UACAUCGAUCAAGCAGCGGACAUGGAGCGCCAGAUGCACUCGAUGCAGCUCGAGAUGAAGAACCUCCAACGGGAGCUGUCGAGCGCGACCUGCGAGCGGGAGAACGCGAUUCAGCAGAAUCACCGUAUCCAGGACGAUCUCGCGGCCGUGAGCUGCGAGGUUAGGAAGGCGCACAAGGACCUCGAAGCGUCCAAGGCCGAGACACACGACCUCAAACGCCAGCUGCAGACUUACGUCUGCGAGGUGCGGAGGGCCGAGGAACUGCUCAGCGAGAAGGAGAACGAGCGGACUGAGAUGCUGAAUCACUUCAGGAGCCUGAGCCUCGAGGCCUCGGUGCUGGAGAACAACAAUCACAGUCUCGAGAGCGAGGCGGCGGAGGUGCGCGGCGCCCUCCAGGCGGCCCGCGACCGCAUCAUCGACCUCGAGCACCAGCUCACCGAUAAGGACUGUAUGAUACACGAAUACGAGAGCCAGAUCACCGAGCUCUCGCAGAACGUGGCCAGCCUCGAGAUCCAGUUACAGCAGGCGAUGGACGAGCAUCACCGCGUCAACAACGACCUGAGGACUGCCCGGGACCUCUGCAUGAGCCUCGAGCAGCAGAAGGAGUGUCUCUCGCAGCGGAUCGAGGAUGACAGCGAGACCAAGACCGAGGUACUGUGUCUACCAGUGCGCUUGCGAAUUCAUGAACGACAGUGGGAUGCCGAUGGGGUUGGCUUGCGAUGCGAUGAUAAGGCAGAGCGACCCGAGGCAGAGGUCGUUACUGACUAA
Molecule: messenger RNA, 768 nt
Organism: Ceratosolen solmsi marchali
Lineage: Eukaryota; Metazoa; Arthropoda; Insecta; Hymenoptera; Agaonidae
Product: centrosomal protein of 135 kDa-like
Exons: 4
Coding region: 22-768 (248 amino acids)
Source: RefSeq, a predicted model, not a curated record